Petromyzon marinus (sea lamprey) is the source of this 1924-nucleotide messenger RNA. The record is from RefSeq and is a predicted model, not a curated record. NCBI's taxonomy places the organism in Eukaryota, Metazoa, Chordata, Hyperoartia, Petromyzontiformes, Petromyzontidae.
GUAUCUUGGAUAGCCCCCCCCCCCCCGUUGGAAUAUGUCGUUGUGCCCCUGGUGAUUAAUCGACGUGAACGCGCGUUGGGGUUCAUCAGAGGGGUUCACAUUUACCCCAAAAUCCUGCUCAAUUUGCGACGAACAUCGGGGUAGACUGCACAUAGACUGUAAUUACAGAGUGUGAUGAACCACAGUCAAGAUUCAUCACUUUAGUGUCUGGCCACACACGGGUGCUCCUGACGAGUCCGCGGUGGUUGUGCACGCCUGUGAUACUCGCGCUUGGGAGGCAGGGGUUGGUGGAUCACACAGAGAUUUGUGAAACGCUCUGUUGCGCUGCGAGAUGCUCAGGCGAUGGCAGUGCCGCAAAUGGGUUUACGAACACGUCUGUGUGGACCUUUGAGCAUCAUCCCCGGGUCCGCGUGGUGGGUUUUCUUCCGGUUCCUCCGGCAUGAAUCCAAACUCUCAUGGCCGAAUAUCCCAAUGGAGCAGGACCCUCCUGCAAGUGUGUUUGAGACUCGGAUUCUUUUGUCUGAAUUAGUUGAGCGCUGGUAUGGUUCAGAAGCGCGCGGUCACAGCUGAACAUUACAGAGCAAACACUGACAAGUUCGCAGAAUCGCAUCGAGAAUGAUACAGCGGCAGAAAGAGGAGCGUGUGGAUUAGGGAAGAUACGCAGGUUAGAGACAUCACCCAAACUGCUCAGAAACGUGAGUGGGGCUUGGGCAGGACACGGCACAGCCGGGAGGGACCAUAGCCAAGAAUAAUAAUGGAGCGGCAGCCUAGGAAUGGAACACGAUUGAGAGCACCUCCACCGGGGAGUUGGAUAAAUGAAAUCAGUUCACCUGCAGGUGCUGGAUGGAUCGUCACAUCGCAGGAUCGUCACAUCGCAGGAUCGUGAGAGGUGGUGGUGGCUUGGGGAGGCCUUCAUCCAGCAGUCGAUCGAUCAUGGCUGGUCAUUAUUAUUUUGAAGGACCGUGCGAGUUCACAGAAGCAGAGAUUCCCGGUUUGGUGUGGUCACAAUGAGUCUCUUCUGUGUGACCUUGCACUAUGCACACUACACACGCGCACCACGGGUCAUGCGUGAGACUGGCGAGUGGCAACGUGAAACGAGGGAGGUCACGAACCCAGCUGACCUCGCUUGCUCUCUGUGUCACUUCCAGGCGGGGCUCGGCCGCGGGCGACACAGGGCGCAGCUCACCCUGCCAGUGGUGCGCCUGGAGGAGGUGUGGCGCCGCUCGCAGUGCCGCCCCGCGGAGCGCAUGGUGUCCGUGGCCUCGGAGCGGCAGGGCGCCGUGGAGUGGUUCUUCCGCCCAGCGUGCGUCGCCCUGCGCCGCUGCUCGGGCUGCUGCGGGGACGAGUCGGCCCGAUGCGAGGCCACGGCCACGGCCAACGUCACCCUGCAGGUGUUGCUGAUCAGGCCGCUCCAGGAUCAUCGCCUGGAGGAGAUGACGUUUGUGGAGCACACGGCGUGCGAGUGCAGGGAGCCCGCCCAGCAGCAGCCGCCGCCGCCGCAGCAGCAGCCGGCGCCAGAGAGCCGGACACCGCAUCGCAACGGGAAGAAAGAGCCGGGUGUCAGGAGAGAGCGGAAGAAACACGGCCGCAAGCCGCCGAGCAAUGCCCCCGGGUGCCCCCCCUGUGCCCCCCGCCACGCGCACCUCUACCGGCAGGACGCACGCACGUGCCAGUGCGCGUGCAAAGCCACAGACGCGCGGUGCCGGCGGCGAGGCCGCGUGUUCAACCCACACACGUGCAGGUGCAAUGGCCGUCGGAGGAGGAGGAGGUGGGAAGCUCUGAACAGGAGCGGCUCGACGUCGCCACCGCGGCCACCGUGAGGAGUCGGGGGACAGCGUCCUCGGUCUCCACGUGGCUCCGUCCCCCAGGGCGACACGGGGCUUGGGGCAGGAGGAGGCUGGUCCCCGGGGCCCCACGCGGCCCC